UACAUCUUCGUCAUAUUCGAGUUUGAUUUACGUAUCAAAUGCUAAAAUCUGCUCUUGGUGGUCAGGUCCAAGUGUAGCGGUUUGCAGUCUUGAUGUUUUUGUUGCCAGAUUUUUCACAGUGUGACUGAUGGGAUAGGAAGACUGGUCUUUGGUUCUGGAUCCAGACUGACAGUGGAGUUCGGUGAGUGGACGACGACCACAAGUCUCAGGUUGUUCAGUUCAAGUUCAAGUUCAGUCUCAAGUGGUCUGGGGUCCAGUGGUUUAAGAGGUCUUUCAGGUUUGGUCGUCAGAUUUCAUACUGUCUGAUUGAUGUUAGUUUGAGAAAUGUGGCCUUCAGACCUGGAUGCAGACUGACCCUGGAGUCCUCAGUGGGUCCACAGAAAAUGAUACCGGUAGACUCGGUCAGUGGAGGUGUUGGUGCUUCAGGUCUGUCUGGUCCGACUUCUGGGUUAUUUACAGUUGGAGUGGACUCGAGAGGUUUUUGUCGCCUGAUAUUUCACGGUGUGUAUGGCUCGACUGCAAGACUGGUCUUCGGUUCUGGAUCCAGACUAACAGUGGAAUCCGGUGAGUUUCAGACAACAUUGUACUGAUGGUUUUAAACAGUUGUAGUACAAAUCUUAAGUCUAGUGUUGAUGGUCAGUUUGUGAGUGGUCUUGGUGCCCUGGGCUGGCUUGCGUAGUUCACAUGGUAAAUGUCUGAAUGCUCAUUGAUCUGAGGUGGUGUUUUUUGUUGCACCUCGUCUCACUGUGCGUAUGGAUCUGGAUCAUACAAACUGUUCUUUGGUCCUGGGUCCAGACUGACCGUGGAGGCCCGUAAGUUUCUCAGUCAAACUGCAAACAACAUGGUUCUGGAUGCUCUUCUGGUCCCAGACAGUCUUAUACAGUGGUCGAGACUUUUUUAGUCCUGGGUCUGGUGGUCACAGGUCUGUACUCCGGGUUCUUGCCUGGUCUUCUUUCUAACCAGAGCUGAGUUGACAGUAGGACUGAUUGUGUUCUCUGAAGCAUGUUUUUGUCACGGAGGUUUUCAUUGUGUGACUGGCAAUAACAAAUUCUACUUUGGUUCUGGAUCCAGACUGACCGUCGAGUCCCGUGAGUUUUUUGUUGAUGACCUGGUUCCAGAAUGAUCUGCAGGCAUAAUGUUUUUGCAGUCCUCUGUUUUACUAUGUGUAUGGAAGUGUCAAAGUGAUCUUCGCUUCUGGAUCCAGACUCAUCGUUGAGUCCAGUAAGUUCUUCAGUGGUUCUCCAGAUGCUGUUUAGCGUGGCACUCAAAUCUGGUCUUAGUGGUUUGGGAUCCAUCUGUGAGAGGUCCUCGUAGCUUGAGGCAGGAUAAAGUAAGAUGGGUUAGUCACAGUCUUUUGGAGGUGUAAGCGGUCUGCAGAUUUUCAGGUGCUGGUUCUCCUCCAACAAGACUCAGGACUUCAGGGUAUUUUUGUUGUGACAUGUCUCACUGUGUGAAUGAUGGAGCAAGAAGACUGGUCUUUGGUCCUGGAUCCAGACUGACCAUUGAGGCCCGGAAUGAGGUGGGACCCUCAUUCUUCCGACUGGAUGGGGAAAACAUGGUAGCUUGUUUGGCCACCGGCUUCACUCGCCACAAAGCUGUCAAUGACUCAGACCAGCGUGAACUCUUCGAGUUGACGGAUGCAGCCAGGAUCACAGGCAGCUCCAUGUUCAGUCAGCUGGCUCUGCUGAAUGAUGCAGACAAGGACAAGUGUGAAGCAGGCAUUGUUAUUGAGGAUCCCUGUGAUGAAGUGGUGGAGACAGAUGAGAAGAUGAACUUGACCACCCUGACGCUCCUCGUCCUCAGACUGCUCUUCAUCAAGACCCUGGUCUUCAACGUCCUGAUGAGUCUGCGCUUCUGGACCAGAGAGUAAAAAAGGAAGGACAUGAAAACUCUGAAGACUGAAGCUUCACCCUCCGUGUGUAUAUGUGUGUGUUUGACAAGGUUUGCUUUGAAAUCAAUGUUUUCAAUAUGAUUUUCAAUAAAUACAUUUUCAACC
Messenger RNA from Synchiropus splendidus (mandarinfish), 1996 nucleotides. Its product is annotated as M1-specific T cell receptor alpha chain-like. Bases 1439 to 1870 code for a protein of 143 amino acids. The transcript has 5 exons. The record is from RefSeq and is a predicted model, not a curated record. NCBI's taxonomy places the organism in Eukaryota, Metazoa, Chordata, Actinopteri, Syngnathiformes, Callionymidae.